This is a messenger RNA of Brettanomyces bruxellensis, 2142 nucleotides long. RefSeq lists its product as uncharacterized. Bases 1 to 2142 code for a protein of 713 amino acids. Lineage: Eukaryota; Fungi; Ascomycota; Pichiomycetes; Pichiales; Pichiaceae. The record is from RefSeq and is a predicted model, not a curated record. Gene Ontology annotation, molecular function: glutamate-tRNA ligase activity; ATP binding. The transcript has a single exon. Gene Ontology annotation, cellular component: cytosol; methionyl glutamyl tRNA synthetase complex; cytoplasm. Gene Ontology annotation, biological process: translation; glutamyl-tRNA aminoacylation.
AUGUCUUACACUCUUAAAAUUGCCGGCAAGUCCCAGGUUGUGGACUAUCCUGCCAUUAUUGCCUCUUCACUUAUCAAUGGUGAGAAGGCUGAUUCAAUUAAUGUCGUUUAUGAAGGAGGAAAAGUUAUUGAAGGAACAAAGGCCACCAGUCAACUUCUUAAGGAUGACUCUGUGGUUGCUUCUUCCGCCACAGAUAUUUUGAAUGCCUUGGCUGACGCUUUUCCUGAUAUUAUUUUGGAGAAGGAGGCUUCUGGCAAGUGGGUGAAAUUUGGAUUUGAGAAAUUGACUGUCAGAAACUUCAAGGCUCUUUCCGAAGACUUGGCGAAACUUGAUGCUCACCUUAACUUCAGGACUUUUAUCAUUGGAUAUAAGAUUACUCUUGCUGAUAUUGCAGCUUGGGGAUGCCUACGUGCCAACCCUGUCAUGGGAUCUGUGAUUAGAAAUGCCGUCUACAUCAAUGUCUCUAGAUGGUAUCAAUUUUUGGAGUCUGACAACAGAUUUGACGGUGCAGCUUCAGCUGUUAAUAAGGCCCUUUCCGAGUUGAAAAAAGAGGCUAAACACAAGAAGGGAAAGAAGGUUCACAUGGCAAACUUUGAUAUCGACUUGCCAAAUGCUGUUGAUGGUAAGGUUGUCACCAGAUUCCCACCUGAACCCUCUGGAUAUAUGCAUAUUGGUCAUGCCAAAGCUGCUAUUUUGAAUGAUUACAUUGCCAAGGCUUAUCAUGGAAAAUUGAUCAUACGUUUUGAUGAUACCAAUCCUUCCAAGGAGACCACCGAGUUUGAGGAUGCCAUUUUAGAAGACUGUAAGAGAUUGGGAAUAGUUGGAGACAAAGUUACCCAUUCCUCAGAUUACUUUGAUAAGAUGUACGAAUACGCCAUCCAGAUGAUCAGGGAGGAUAAGGCAUACUGUGAUGACACUCCAUUGGAGCAGAUGCGUGCAGAAAGAAUGGAUGGAAUUAAAUCUGCUCGUCGUGACCGUACAGUUGAAGAGAAUCUUCAUAUUUUCACCGAGGAAAUGAAGAAUGCCACCGAGGAAGGUCAAAAGAAUUGCUUGCGUGCAAAGAUUGAUUACAAAAACCCUAACAAGGCAUUAAGAGAUCCAACAAUCUACAGAUGCAACCUUACACCUCAUCAGAGAACUGGUUCUCAAUGGAAGAUGUACCCAAUCUAUGACUUCUGCGUUCCAAUUGUCGACUCUUUGGAAGGUGUUACUCAUGCAUUUAGAACCAUCGAGUACAGAGACAGAAAUCCUCAGUAUUACUGGAUGUUGGAUGCCUUGCAUCUUAGAAAGGUGUACGUUUGGGACUUUGCCAGAGUCAACUUCGUUCGUACCUUGCUUUCCAAGAGAAAGUUACAGUGGUUUGUUGACAGAAACUUAGUCUCAGGCUGGAACGAUCCACGUUUCCCAACCGUUAGAGGUGUCAUGAGAAGAGGUAUGACUGUUGAAGGUCUUAGAAACUUCAUUCUUGGCCAGGGUCCUUCCAAGAACAUUAUUAAUUUGGACUGGGAUAUCAUUUGGUCUUCAAAUAGGAAGGUUAUUGAUCCAAUUGCUCCUAGAUUGACGGCUUUGGACAAGCAGAAUAUUGUUCCUACUACUUUGACGAACGGUCCCGAGUUACAUGCAGUCGAGAAACCAAAGCACAAGAAGAAUCCAAAGUUGGGUACGAAGAAUGUCUGGUACUCUUCUAACAUCUUACUUGAGCAGAACGAUGCCAAAGAUCUCAAGGAAGGUGAAGAGGUUACACUUAUGGACUGGGGUAACUGUGUCAUUGAAAAGAUCGAGAAGGAUGAUAGUGGUAUUGUGAAGGCAAUCGCUGCCAAGCUACACUUGGAGGGUGACUUCAAAAAGACCAAGAAAAAGCUCACCUGGCUGACCGCCGAAAAGACAACACCUGUCACUUUGAAAGACUUUGAUCAUUUGAUCACCAAGGAUAAGCUUGAUGAAGGUGACAACUUUGAAGACUUCCUAACGCCAAAGACUGAAUUUACUGCCAUUGCUCUUGCCGAUGCCAAUGUUAACGACUUGAAGGUCAAUGACAUCAUCCAGUUUGAAAGAAAAGCAUUCUUCCGCUUAGAUUCAGACAAGAAUGGUGAGCGUGUGUUUUUCAGCAUUCCAGACGGUAGAAAUAAGGUCAGGCUUUAA